UCCCAGAUGAGUAUAACCGCUUUAUAAAGCUGGCUCACUCUAAAAUCCUCCGAAUGUCCCGGAUGUUCCUCUCUGGUUCUCUCUCUGGCCUUCGAGUACGAACUAAGCAGUCAUGGCCAAAAGAACGAAGAAGGUUGGGGUUACAGGAAAGUACGGCACACGCUAUGGUGCUUCGCUUAGGAAGAUGAUAAAGAAAAUCGAAAUCCAGCAGCACUCCAAGUACACAUGUGUAUUCUGUGGAAAGGAAACCCUUAAGAGGAAGUGUGUUGGUAUUUGGCAUUGUAAAGGCUGUGGCAAGACCAUCGCCGGAGGUGCAUGGGUUGUUAGCACCACUGCUGCUGCCACUGUGAGGAGUGCUGUGCGUCGUCUGAGGGAAAUGCAGGAGACUUAAAGUGUCCUUAACCUAUGUAUAAUAAAUUGGCCUUCAACCUUCA
Molecule: messenger RNA, 434 nt
Organism: Nematostella vectensis (starlet sea anemone)
Lineage: Eukaryota; Metazoa; Cnidaria; Anthozoa; Actiniaria; Edwardsiidae
Product: 60S ribosomal protein L37a
Exons: 4
Coding region: 113-391 (92 amino acids)
Biological process (GO): translation
Cellular component (GO): ribosome
Molecular function (GO): structural constituent of ribosome
Source: RefSeq, a predicted model, not a curated record